This is a messenger RNA of Astrephomene gubernaculifera, 635 nucleotides long. Lineage: Eukaryota; Viridiplantae; Chlorophyta; Chlorophyceae; Chlamydomonadales; Astrephomenaceae. The record is from the annotation of a GenBank genome assembly.
GAACCGGUGCGGCGGGGGGCCCGCAGCAGCAGCAGCAGCUGGGAGCGGGGAGUGGGGGUAUGUCGGAGGGCGGUACUGGCGGCAGCUCGCCUGCUGGGGGUGCUGCAGCCGGUGCCGCUGCUGCCGCGGUGGGUGCAGCUGCGGAGGCGCUGGAGCGGGCGGUGCCGCGCAUGCACCCCGUGCUGUGGUUCAGGUUCACCGACGCCGCCACCUACAACGCCCGCCAGCCCUCCCGCCGCUCCCGGCGGCUGCUGCAGGACGUGGCUCGGCUGUGCCUGGCCGCCUCCGCCGCCCUGACCAGCCUCAACCACCUCCUGCCGCAGCUACGAGACGCGGCACAGGCGGGGGCGCCCGCUGCUGCGGCGGCUGUCCCAGCUGCUCUGCAGGAGGAGGGUCAGCAGCAGCAGCUGCAGCAGCAGGGCUCCGCGCCUGGAGCCCGCUCUCGGACCCUGUCCCCGCCGCCUUCCCCCACCCUAGCCGUGCGUCUGGCGCUGAGCCCGGCGCAGAUGUCGCUGAACCGGCUGAUCACGAGUGCGCAGCGGGGGCAGGCGCGGCUGGAGCAGGUGGGGGCGGCGGCGCGGGGGGAGACGCGGGGGGUGCUGCAGGCGGCGUUCGGGAGGGCGGAGCAGCUGGGG